CCAAAACAAAACAUUAACAAUUUAACACACCCAUUUGAUUACUAAUAACAUUUUAAAAACGGGUCUUAAAACACAAUGAAUUACAUAUAUUUUCCUUUUCUUAUUGUAAUAUUAGUGUUAGUAAACAAAAGUGAAGCAGUAAGAUGCUAUCAAUGUGGAUCAGAUGAAGAUGGCAAAUAUGAAGACAACUGUGGUGCUUAUAAAAAAUUUGACAAAUUGAAUCACAUUGCUAUUGAAUGUAAUAGUGAGGAAAGUCAUAUGCCUGGUUCUUUUUGUAUGAAAGUUACUCAACAAAGUCCUAGAGGUUUCAUUUGGGACGGGAGGUGGAGACAAGUAAUAAGAAGAUGUGCAUCUGUUGCUGAUACAGGAGUAACUGGAGUAUGUAAUUGGGGGGUGUAUGAAAAUGGAAUUUACUGGGAAGAAUGUUAUUGUUCAGAAGAUGAAUGUAACAGCGCACACAUUACUAAACUAUCGAUAGUUUCAGCUAUUAGUUUUAUCAUUUUACCAAUUAUGAGGUAUAUUUGGAACUAAAAGAAACAUAAUAUCUUAUUACUUUGUUGACUAAUGAAGGUAGUCAGACAGAAAGAAGCGAAAUAAAUUAAUAUUGUCAGUAAUUCUGUAAAAACGUAAUAUACAUUAAGAGACAUUAUUUUUCAAAUAAUUUUGAAUAUUUUGUUUAAAUACUAUAUUUUACACAAUUAAAUUUAAUAAACUACCUUUUGGACUAAAAAAUAAUUCUUCUGUCUGGUUUUUAUUCAGUAUAUUACAAAUUUUAAAACAAAGUUUAGUUUAAGGUAUAUAAAUGUUUUACUGACAAAAUUAAUUUCCAGGAUAAGACCUUUAGUGUAGUCUAAAGGUGUCUUCCUCAGCCCGUUCAAAAAAGUUUAAUUUUAAUAGAUUUUGUACAAUUUUUAGAUCUUAUACAUAUAAUAUAACCACUUAGUUUUAUUUGUUGACUUGUUGUAAUGUAUAAACAAUGAAAAAUGUGCCUUCAUAUAUUUAGAUCACAUCCAUUUGCCAUUUUCAGUGAAUAUUAUCAAUAGGAAAUUGUAUCAAACUUCAUAAAUGAAGCAAGAGAGAUAAACUGUUAUUUCCAUUCAUUUUACCAAGUUAACUAUAUCACAUUCCUAUGUAUAUUGUAGUUGUCAGAUGUCUGCUAAUCUGACAAUAAUUUCGAUAUACUAAGAGUAGAAAUUGGAUGAUCGUACUUGAUUUAGAAAUAUAACACUUGACUAUUUAUUACAAAAAUUAUAGAUGACACAUAUUGAUUUAAAACUGAAUCUCGUAGUUAUUAAAAAUACACAUACAGUAUUUCAACUUUUAUUUGUGUUUAAAAAACUCUUUCCAUUCUAUUCUUUGAUAAAGCAGUAUCAAUAUUUAUCAGUUAUCAAUAAUAGACUACAAGCCCAUAGGACUUUUUAAGGAGUCAUUUGACCCAGCAUGAAAAAUGUAUGGCAUGUCCAUUUCAUAUUGGCUCAAAUCACCUGCCUUGUACUACUUAAAAAGACAGGAGUGUCCCCUAGAUUUCUCACUCCUGUACCAGCCGAUAUGUACAGCCCUGUAUGUAUGAAUGCUGUACUGUAUCAAGUUGCCGAAAAUGGUUCAAAAUUUUCUGAAAAAAAGAUUGUCUCCCUACUACUGGUAUUUUUGUAAGGCAUUAGGUCGCAGGUGAUUAUUUUAGUAUUAUCUACCUAGUUAUAAAUGCCGUACAAAUAUGAUUGGCCAAAAUGCCCCCCUCCUUGAGUGGUAAGUGUUUACUUUACCUAUGUAGUCACCUGUACCGAUAAAAAUUGACAGGAUAGUUUCUUAAAGUUUUUAUUACACAUUGUAGCAUUGAUUUACAUGUGAUUCAUGCUGGGUCAAGUGUCCCCUUUAAAUGUCCCAUGGGCUUGUAGUCUAUAAGCAUUAUUUUGUAUUUAUAAUAUAUUUUCUGUGAGAAAUAAAUAUCUAAAGUUCCACCAUGAUGUCAGUGGUGCUAAAAUGGUAUUUUGAUCGGGAGAGUUGUUAUACCAUAGACUAUAUAUCGUUCAUCCGGAGGAAGAGGGUUACAUCUCAAAAAACAAUAUUUUUCAGGAGAGCCAGUUUAAGUUUUAUGUGAAAUAAAAAUAUUUAUUUCAUUUAAAUUACAGAGUGUCAAGUUACCAUUUUCAUUUUGUAGUUAAGAUUUUAUAAGUACUUUAAGAUGAUGUAUAUACAUAUUUCCAGAAAAUUAAAGCUAGGGAGAGUUUGAAAGAUGUAACUCUCUUUCCCAUAAAAUAACGGUUCUUUUUUUUCUAAUUUGUGGUUGCAUCGUAGACAAAUUAUGGAACCGUCUGACAUUAAACCAUAAAAGCAAAAAAAAAUAGUUUGAGAUCAACGAAAUAUUUAUUUUAGUAUUAUCAUACAUAAUUUACUUACAACUAUUCGUACAAAUAAACAGACUAACGCUCGAAACAAAAGGAAUUUUUCAUUAACAUAAAAAUAGUUCACAAAUUUUUGUAAAAAUUAAUAUAAUAAGGGGGUACGCAAUGUUUUUUUUCAAUUAACGAUAACAAUCCCUGUUUUUUUGCAUCGGUUAUACCAGGUUUUACAGAAAAUGCUUUCUUGAGCUCGAUUUUAUUAACAUCAAUUUGUUUUCUUGAAUUUAUAAUUUGUACCUCAUUGUAAUCCGAUUGUUCAAAGGAGGUUUUGUAAAAAAAGAUCCCAGGGUGAUUUUUUUCCAACUUAUACAUUUUGAUAUUAUUCAGCUUUACAUUAUUAGGUAGGUUUACAAAUAGUUCCGAUGUUAAAGCUUUAAGAUCGUAAAUGUCAGUGUGACAUAAUUCCUUUAGUUUAUACGCUGUACCUUUCUUUUUUGAAUUCCUAAUUAUGCAGGCAUAUUGAUCUGGAGAAAAUAUAGGGCCGGAUUUUCUAAAUUUUUUAAUCUCCUUCUCUAUUAGAGCAUGCAUGCUAUCCCCUUCAUUUUGUGAGUGGCCAGGUAUAAAAAAUUUGUGCGUUAUAGAGUUAAUGUUAAAAUGAGAGAUUGCGUAGAUAAACAUAGCUAUUAUGAACCUAUUUUUAUUUUGCCCAACACAAUUAUCGGAAUAAAAUAUAAUGUCAAGUUCAUCCUUAUUUUGUUGGGCUAAAUCUUGAAGAUAGGUUAAAAUGCAUGUACCAAUUUCAUUGGCACCUCUAUUAGCCUCCCCUUCAUGCCACAUAAAACAUGAGCCCUUGUUGCAUUUUAUAUCGUAUAAAGUAAAGUUUAAUACGUUAAGUUUGGACACGUAAUAAAAACACGAAGCGUCUCCGAUCGGACACGGCAACACUGCCUGCAAAUCAAAUACCACUACUUUAGUUUUGUCAUCACUGUUCUUAUCUUUUUCCUUUUCUUUCCUACUUAAAUCCUUCUCUUUUAUAUGUUUUUUAUAUUUUUCUUCCAUAUCCUGUUUGUGCUCAUCAUUACAAUUUCUAUAUUGUACACAUUCUUCACACUGAUCUUUUUUGGGUAAAUGUAAAGCCAAAUUAAAUUCUUCAUUGAAUAUUUUACUAUACAUGACAUAGUUAGCACAGGGAAGGUUCUGCUCAUUACAUUGUUUGGUAUAAUCCCUGUGCAAGUCUGCAAUCGUUUUACUUCCAUCGAUAUAUUCCUUACUGGUGUUGGCCCUACAGUAAUGGCUUUCAAUGCGUGGGAUACUGUUGAUGUGAUUCCUUACAUUAUUUUUUACAUUUUCACUAAUUUUAUGGUGAUUCCCAUGUCUUCCUCUUUUGUCCUUUUCCAAUACCCUGCCGCUGUCACAUAAAUUCAGCUUCCUUAAAACUGUACUAAUGACUUUAUGGUUAAUUGCUAAGGUAGCCAUGAAAAAAAGUUUGCAAACACGAAUUGCUUUAUGAUUAAUUAAAAAAAAGUAGGCGUUAUUCGGUUUUCUGGGAUUCUGUGCAUUCGUGUAUUUAUAACGCGGUGUUACAGUUUUCGUAUUGGAUAAUAUAAAUUCUCUUUGCUUUUCAAUAUCUUGCAUAUUCCAAUAGUCGUUAAAAAUUUUUUCUCGCUGACCCGGCAAUAUUUUUUCUGAACAUUUUAACUUGCAUUUUAAGCCACAAGGUGGCAAGAGGGAUCUCUUUUCCUUAGUUACUUUGCUUUUUACGGUUUUGCCAUCUUCCGAUUGAAUCACACGCGUAUAAGUAUACUCUUGGCCACUAUUUCGCAGCUUUUUGUUUACUACUUUUUUCCACGUAUCCGGAUUUGUAAUUCUCUUUCUAGUUGGUUUAAUGUUUUCAGAUUGGCGAUUUUCUACUUUUCUUUUUUUAGAUUUAGGUAACUGUAGCUUGUCUUCUUCACGUUCCGAAGAGCUACUAUCAAUUGACGAAUCAAAAUUAGGAUCCUUAACGCUAUCAUCUUCAGAAAAAGGUUCAUUUCUAGAAACUUCGGAACAACGAGAUCUGGAAUCAAGGCAUGAAGAUGAUUCAGAAUCUGACGAUGAAUCCGAUGACGAAUCUGAGGAUGAUAGGGUAUUUUUUUCUUGCAAAUCUAAAAAGAAAAAUAUAAAGUUUGGAGAUAUAAACAUAUUAUGUAGCUUAAACUAACAGUCUACAGUAGUCUCUAUUUGCUUAGUCCCAGCAAUAGUGCAAAUGAUAUUUUCUAAAUAUAAAGUAGGCGAAAUUUUUAAAACCUACUUUGACUUACCGUUAAGAGUAGUAUCUAGUAGUUUAUUUUUGGAGCUAUUUAAUUCUAUAGGAAUAUUAAUUUUCAGAAGAUGUUCUCUUUGAAUAUUUACACCUGUAAUACAAAUAAAUAUUGAAACAUUAAUUAACCUUGGAGAAAAGCUCUGGCUAACUUACCAUGAUUUUC
This is a messenger RNA of Diabrotica balteata, 4804 nucleotides long. The record is from the annotation of a GenBank genome assembly. Lineage: Eukaryota; Metazoa; Arthropoda; Insecta; Coleoptera; Chrysomelidae.